AUGUUCACUGUGUCUGGCAUCAAGGGAGAGACCCUGGGGGACAUCCCACUGCUGGCCAUUGGGCCGGCCAUCUGCCUGCCAGGCAUCGCCGCCAUCGCCCUCACUAGGAAGACCGACGGCUGCACUAAAUGGCCCAAGAACAAGUGUCCGUGCUGCAAGCAAGUCAAGGACCGGGAUGUCAUGGAGCUGCUGAGGACCCCUUCAGACCUGGAGUCAGGCAAGGGGAGCUGCGAUGAGCUGGCCAAGAAAGCAUACCAGAAGGACAGGAGAGUGCUGCGGGGUGAGGACUCUGUGUCCAUCUGCACCACCACCACCACCACCACUAUGGGAGAGUGCAAGAGCCUCAUCAGAAAGGUGGAGCAGGAGGAGAUGCUGAGAUACCUGGAGACCUGCUACCCAGAGAUGCCGGGGAAUGUAUUCGUGGGAGAUAGCUCCAUGUAUAGUGCCUUGGAGAAGAAGAGCUCUUCUCCCACCAGGGACAGCACUGCUUGCCCUGAUAUUGAAGACAACAUUUUUGUUGCUCCUAAAGACAGUAUCAUUGUCUGCUCUUACAAGGAGAACAGCCCUUAUGACAGAUACUGUUGUUACAUAAACCCUACAGGAGUCAACUCAGACCAGGAGACCAUAGUGUGA
This is a messenger RNA of Phaethon lepturus (White-tailed tropicbird), 633 nucleotides long. It is a transcript of the gene TMEM215, whose product is annotated as transmembrane protein 215. The transcript has a single exon. The record is from RefSeq and is a predicted model, not a curated record. Bases 1 to 633 code for a protein of 210 amino acids. Lineage: Eukaryota; Metazoa; Chordata; Aves; Phaethontiformes; Phaethontidae.